AUGAACUACCACCAAUACUACCAGAGGGCCAGCUCGGAAAGGCCCGAGCUCCUGAAGUUAAUUGGCACGGACAAAGACGAAGAGUCCAUUCCCUGGGGAUCUACCGUUCUGGGACUUCGCUACGACAGGGGGGUCCUGAUUGCGGCCGAAACCUGCGCCCACUCUGAAUGGAUGCCUCGGUUCCAGAAUAUGGAUCGGGUGUUCAAAAUAAGCGAACAGAUUAUUGUGGGCGGAGGUGGCGACUUUGGUGGCAUACAAAAAUACAAGGACACGAUUGAUGCGCAGGUCAUCGCGGAUCGCAUCUACUGGGCCGCCUUCGAGAUGAAGCCAAAGACUGAAGAUCACACGGCUGUGCUGAUAGUUGUGGGUGGCAUGGAUCCAAAGACGGGCCCCUACCUGUCCUCCAUCGAUUGUCGUGGUCGCAUCGUGGAGGACUACGUGGUGACCACGGGCCCAGCCCUGGAGGCGGUCCUGCCCAUGGUGCGCAACAACAAACCGAAGGACCGAGAGUUUUCGGAACAGGAGGCGCUCGCUAUGAUCUGGAAGGGCAUGACGGGGGCAUUGCAUUGUCCCGACGCUCGUGAAAUUCCCAGCUACACGGUCGGCAUCUGCAGCGCCAACGGAUGCCACAUUGAGGGACCCUACAGAGCCAACAAGGACUGGACUCACGCCCGUCACAAUGAAGUUAUGCUCUAG
Molecule: messenger RNA, 696 nt
Organism: Drosophila obscura
Lineage: Eukaryota; Metazoa; Arthropoda; Insecta; Diptera; Drosophilidae
Product: proteasome subunit beta type-4-like
Exons: 1
Coding region: 1-696 (231 amino acids)
Cellular component (GO): proteasome core complex
Source: RefSeq, a predicted model, not a curated record